UAUAUUUGGUAUCUGUUCACAGAACGGUGGUAAAUUUGCAGGCGUCGAAAACGGUCACACUUUGUUUAUGCAGAAACAGGCGCCAAAUUCAGUGAUUUUAAUAACCAAUUUAAAAGCAGAAAGAUGCAGGCCAAGGCAACCGACAGUAGACAGGAACCUACCCUGCAUAUGGACACAAAUGCGCGUCGCAAUUUCAUCAAAUUUCACGCGAAACUCGGCGAGAAACCCGGAACUACGGUGCGGUUUUUUGACCACUCCGAUUGCUAUACGGUGCACGGCAACGAUGACUGCGAAUUGGUGGCCAAAAUCGUCUACAAAUCCACGGCGUACAUAGGCGCCCUGUUGCCUGAAGACAAAAAGGAGACUCUGCAGUUCGUGUCCAUGUCCAAGGCCAACUUCGAGCUGGCUGUGCGCGAGCUGCUCUUGGUGCGCAAUUACCGGGUUGAGGUGUACGUUAAGAAGUCCAGCGAUUGGGAGAUUGAGUACCGCGGAUCACCCGGCAAUCUGCUGCAGUUCGAGGACAUCCUGUUUGCCAACAAGGAGGUUUUAAUCGGCAACAGCAUUAUCUCGCUGCUGGUUAAGCUCGAGGGCGGUGGUCAGCGGCGUGUGGGUGUGGCCAGCGUGGAGCAGAACGACUGCAAGUUCCAGCUGCUUGAGUUCCUUGACGAUGACUUCUUUACCGAACUGGAGGCCACCGUGGUGCUGCUCGGACCGAAGGAGUGCCUACUGCCAAGCUUGGAGGGCGACUAUGCUGCCGUUAAGACGCUGCUCGAGAGAAAUGGCGUCAUGGUCACGGUGCCCAAGAAGAGCAGCGCCAACGAUCUGCUGCAGGAUCUAAAUCGUCUGUUACGUUUCGCCAAGGGGCAGCAGGAGGAUGCCACGGGCUUGAAGGAGCUCCAGCUUCAGCUGGCCUCCAACGCCCUAAAGACCGCUAUCAAGUACCUGGACCUGGUCAAUGACGCCGGAAAUCUUGGGCACUACGAGAUCAAGCAACUCGACCUAAAGCGCUUUGUGCACUUGGACUCUGCUGCCGUGGCUGCGUUAAAUAUUAUGCCCAAGCCAGGCACAUAUCCUUCCAUGCCGUCGUACCGCUGGCAAAGCAUCAUGGGCGUGCUGGAUCAUUGCCGUACACCGCAGGGACACCGCCUAAUGGGUCAGUGGGUCAAGCAGCCGCUGCGCAGCCGAGAUAUCCUCAAUGAUCGUCAUAACAUUGUCCAGUGCCUACUCGAAUCUCCGGACACAAUGGAGACCCUGAGUCUCGAUUACCUGAAGCGUAUUCCGGAUAUUCUUAUGUUGACCAAGAAGCUGAUGCGACGCAAAGCUAGUUUGCAAGAUCUGUUCCGCAUUUACCAGGUGAUUCUAAGGACCCCGAAAAUUCUUAAGGUUCUGCUUGAGCUCGGUAAUUCAACGAUUGAAAGUGUGAUCUGUGCGCCGUUUAAAAGCUUCCUGGAGGAUCUGACCGGGCUCAAGGAAAUGGUCGAGCAGGUGGUUGACUUUGAGGCCAUCGAAAGGGGCGAGUAUCUGGUAAAGGCAUCGUUUGACAGUCGUCUAAUGGAGCUGCAGCAGAUGAUGACAGAGCUGUAUUCGAAAAUGGAAAAGUUGCUGGCCAAAUGCACCGGCGAUUUGGAUUUGGAUGGCAAAAGUCAGGUGAAACUGGAAACUAUUGCCAAAUUGGGACAUCAUUUCCGCAUCACUCUGAAGGAUGAUUCUGUGCUGCGCAAGAACAAGAACUAUCGCAUCGUGGAUGUGAUCAAGGGCGGUGUUCGCUUUACGUCCGACAAGCUGGAAGGUUAUUCCGAUGAGUUUGCCAGCUGCCGCACUCGCUACGAGGAACAGCAACUGUCCAUUGUGGAGGAGAUCAUUCAGGUGGCCGUCGGAUAUGCGGCCCCACUUACUUCACUUAACAAUGAGCUGGCCCAGCUCGACUGUUUGGUGAGCUUCGCUAUCGCCGCCCGCAGUGCUCCCACUCCCUAUGUGCGGCCCAAAAUGCUCGAGGAAGGCGCACGCGAAUUGGUCCUCCAGGAUGUGCGUCAUCCUUGUUUGGAGCUGCAGGAGCACGUCAGCUUCAUAGCUAACAGCGUUGACUUUAAGAAAGAGAAGUGCAACAUGUUCAUUAUUACGGGACCCAACAUGGGUGGAAAGAGCACUUACAUUCGCUCUGUGGGUGCCGCUGUGCUAAUGGCUCAUGUCGGAGCUUUUGUACCCUGCAGCUUGGCCACAAUCAGCAUGGUGGACUCCAUUCUUGGGAGAGUUGGAGCUAGUGACAACAUUAUUAAGGGCCUGAGCACAUUUAUGGUAGAGAUGAUUGAAACCUCUGGGAUUAUAAGGACUGCCACUGACAAAUCCUUGGUAAUCAUAGAUGAACUUGGGCGCGGCACUUCCACAUACGAAGGUUGCGGCAUCGCCUGGUCGAUUGCUGAACAUCUGGCCAAGGAGACGAAGUGCUUCACUUUGUUCGCCACUCAUUUCCACGAGAUAACCAAGUUGGCGGAUACCCUGCCCACGGUUAAAAACUGUCAUAUGGCAGCAGUGGCGGAUGCGGAUCACUUUACGCUGCUGUAUCAAGUGCGUCCAGGGGUCAUGGAAAAGAGCUUUGGCAUUCAGGUGGCGCGUUUAGCCAAUUUUCCCGAACAUGUCGUCCAAAACGCGCAGGAGGUGUACAAUGAGUUCGAGGACGAACAUGUGGAUAAGCAGAAAAAAGAGGAUAAGGCCCUGCUGGAAAAGAUUCAAGUGGCUAUUCAACAGCUGUCAACUGCUGGGAACAACGUCGACAUUAACGUGGAGGAUUUGACCCAGCUAGUCACCCAGUUUACGAAGGAUAUUGAACAGCUGGAUAGUGAUUACUUCAAAUCCGUUUUGGCCACUAGUGAGGCUUGAAAAGGAGGUAAGGCCGAAUAAUUGUUAAUUGGGCAGUAUUACUUUAAGAGGCAGUUGUUCUUCGUACUCUUCAUAACUUUUUUUUUCCGUAAAUAUUAUCAAUUAGCAUCACGUCAUAUUGCUCACAAUGCAUCAGCACUUUCAUCCAUGGUUUGAAACCAUAUUUCUGUUUUGAUGUUUAAAUAUUUCUUUCAUUGCAUUAGACAUAAAAAUAUAUAUAGAAUAACAAAACUAGAUGAUAUAUCAGUUUUCACUAUGGCGAUGCAUGUUUAAAUAAAUAAACACUACUAUGAAUACA
Molecule: messenger RNA, 3175 nt
Organism: Drosophila erecta
Lineage: Eukaryota; Metazoa; Arthropoda; Insecta; Diptera; Drosophilidae
Gene: spel1
Product: DNA mismatch repair protein spellchecker 1
Exons: 6
Coding region: 124-2877 (917 amino acids)
Biological process (GO): mitotic recombination; mismatch repair
Cellular component (GO): nucleus; MutSalpha complex
Molecular function (GO): ATP-dependent DNA damage sensor activity; mismatched DNA binding; ATP binding
Source: RefSeq, a predicted model, not a curated record